Messenger RNA from Bombus pascuorum, 1518 nucleotides. RefSeq names its product lipoyl synthase, mitochondrial (gene Las). NCBI's taxonomy places the organism in Eukaryota, Metazoa, Arthropoda, Insecta, Hymenoptera, Apidae. The record is from RefSeq and is a predicted model, not a curated record. Gene Ontology annotation, molecular function: lipoate synthase activity; 4 iron, 4 sulfur cluster binding. The transcript has 7 exons. The coding region runs from base 93 to 1289 and encodes 398 amino acids. Gene Ontology annotation, biological process: lipoate biosynthetic process. Gene Ontology annotation, cellular component: mitochondrion.
UUGAUAGGAAAAAUUUUAUAUUUACUUUAAAUUCAUAAUUAUAAGUAAAUAUAACUAAAUAAUUACAAGUUUGAAAAUGCUAGUUUGUACAGAUGUUCAUUAUCGUAUUUGAUAGUAUUCUAUGCUGUAAGGCUGAUUCCUUUUUAUUUUUGAGAGGUUAUUUGAAUGUUCAUUUACAAGCAAACAUGUUUCAAGCUUUUCGUAAGUCAAGUCGAGUAAAAAUAUCUACUGCUUGUAAUUUUCACUCAACACAGUUGCAAUGUGUCAAAGAAAAAAAUUUUUCUCAAAAACUAGCGGAUGGACCUAACUUGGAACAUUUUAUUGCUGGUACCUACAAAGAAUAUAAUGGAAAAUUGAAGUUAGAAAAAGGUGAUAAAUCUCGUUUGAAAUUACCACCUUGGCUUAAGACAGAAAUUCCAAUGGGUAAAAAUUAUAGUAGAAUAAAGUCACAAUUAAGACGAUUACAAUUAAGCACUGUAUGUGAAGAAGCGCGAUGUCCUAAUAUUGGGGAAUGUUGGGGAGGUGGUACACAUGGAACUGCAACAGCUACUAUUAUGUUAAUGGGCGAUACAUGUACCCGUGGUUGUCGUUUCUGUUCUGUAAAAACAUCACGCACACCAUUACCAUUAAAUCCGGAGGAACCAGUAAAUACGGCAACUGCAAUAACAAAUUGGGGUUUGGAUUAUGUUGUACUUACAUCGGUAGACAGAGAUGAUUUAAGUGAUGGCGGAGCUAGUCAUAUUGCAGAAACAGUGAAGGAAAUUAAAAAAAGAACUAAUAUUUUAGUGGAAUGUUUAGUACCAGAUUUUAGGGGAGACAAAAAUUGUGUUGAAAUAAUUGUUGAUUCUAAUCUUGAUGUGUUUGCUCAUAAUAUUGAAACUGUUGAACGUUUAACUCCAUUUGUUAGAGAUAGACGAGCUGAAUAUAGACAAUCGUUGAAGGUAUUAGAAACAGCAAAAGAAUGUAAUCCAGAAUUAAUUACAAAAUCAUCGAUAAUGUUAGGAUUGGGGGAAACUGAUGAAGAAAUUGAGCAAACAAUGACAGACUUAAGAGAAGUAGGUGUAGAUGCUUUGACACUUGGGCAAUAUAUGCAACCUACAAAAAGACAUUUAAAAGUAAUUGAAUAUAUUACACCUGAAAAAUUUAAAAAGUGGGAAAAUAUUGGAAAUGAACUAGGAUUUUUAUAUACUGCAAGUGGUCCAUUAGUGCGUUCAUCAUAUAAAGCUGGAGAAUUUUUCUUAACAAAUAUAUUAAAAAAACGUAGAAACAAACAGAUUGAAAACCAAUAAACAUAUUUGUUUUAAAUGUAAUUGAAAAUACUUGUGUAUUCAUGUAUAAUAGUACAAAUUAUUGUAAAUUUGUAUAUAAAGGAAUAUUAUCAAAUCAUGGAGAUAAUUGUAAUUACAUGGCUAAAGAAAUGUAUUAUAUAUAUUGAAAAUUAACAAAAUUUUCAUGAUUCAUAAUAUCCUAUUAUUGUAUUGAAUAUGACGAGGAAAAAUACAAUUUUUAAACGUAAAA